Molecule: messenger RNA, 3567 nt
Organism: Columba livia (rock pigeon)
Lineage: Eukaryota; Metazoa; Chordata; Aves; Columbiformes; Columbidae
Gene: OLFM4
Product: olfactomedin 4
Exons: 11
Coding region: 26-1888 (620 amino acids)
Biological process (GO): signal transduction
Source: RefSeq, a predicted model, not a curated record
GCUGUCACAUCUGCUGGCUGAGAAGAUGAAGCACUCACAGGUGGCUGUGCUGCUCCUCAUGCAAAGCGUGAUUGCUCUGGUUGGAACAAUGGCAACAACAGAGGUGACCCCUCUUUUCGAUACGACUCUUCCGGAUCCGCCUCAGACUAGCAUGACAACUGUUGAUCUGCACGCUUCCUCAGAGAUCCCUCUUUUCAAUACGACUCUUCCGGAUCUGCCUCAGACUAGCAUGACAACUGUUGAUCUGCGCACUUCCUCAGAGACCCCUCUUUUCGAUACGACUCUUCCGGAUCCGCCUCAGACUAGCAUGACAACUGUUGAUCUGCGCACUUCCUCAGAGACCCCUCUUUUCGAUACGACUCUUCCGGAUCCGCCUCAGACUAGCAUGACAACUGUUGAUCUGCGCGCUUCCCCGAAGACCUCUCUUUUCAAUACCACGUUUCCGGAUCUGCCUCAGCCUAGAACGACAACUGUUGAUCUGCGCACUUCCCCAGAGACCUCUCUUUUCAAUGCCACGGUUCCGGAUCUGCCUCAGCCUAGAACGACAACUGUUGAUCUGCGCACUUCCCCAGAGCUCUUUGCCAAUGUCUCCGGCUCUGUGGAUGACAAGGGAACUUGUCAGUGCUCUGUGUACUUGCCGGAUACGACCUUUCCAGUGCAACAGGCUGAGCGAUUGGAAAUUAUAGCCACGACACUCUCGGUGAAAUUUGAGAGAGAGCUUUCUCAAGUUAGAGAGUACGCAAAAAUGGUUACACUGUAUCAGCAAAAAAUCCUUAAUCUAACCAUCAGAGUGGAGCACAUGGAGAGCAGCAGUGUAUCUUACACAGAACUGGACUUCCAGUUACUGAAAGUGGAAAUCAGUGAGCUAGACAGACUGGUCACUCAGCUGAAAUCCAGCCUUGUUGGAAGCAACGUCAUCGUUGAGCAAAUAUAUAUGGAGAUCAGAAAUCUGACUAUACUGGUAGGUGAGCUAGAAUCAAUGGACAAAAACAAUAUCCUUGCAAUUCGUCGACAAAUAGUGUCUCUGCAGAAUCGAUUGAAAGAGUGUGAAGAGAAUGCAAACAAAACUACAGUACCCCCUUAUUUCCCACCAGGUAGCUGCAUUCACGGUGGACUGCUGAAUGUUAGCCAGCCCUAUGUUGUAAAGCUGAACUGGAGAGGAUUUUCCUACAAAUAUGGCUCCUGGGGCAGAGAUUACUCUCCCUCCAACCCAGAGAGUGAAUUCUAUUGGGUUGCACCAUUGAACACAGAUGGGAGACUCUUGGAAUACUACAGAAUUUAUAGUUCCUUCGAUAAUUUGCUGCUGUUUCAACAAACAUAUGAAAGUAGAAUAACAUAUGGGGAAGGGAGUGGUGUUGCCCUGUAUAAUAAUUUUUUGUAUUACCAUGCUUAUAAUACAAGAUACAUGGUGAAGCAUGAUAUAAAAAGAAACACCAUGGUUUUGAGGAAGGAGCUUCAAGAUGCUGUUACCGGUAACCGUUUCUCUUAUGCAGGUGUAUCAUGGCAAACCCUAGAUUUUGCUGUGGAUGAAAGUGGGUUAUGGGUAAUCUAUUCAACAGAAAAUAACAUGGGCAACAUUGUGAUUAGCAAACUCAAUGAGACCACACUUGAUGUGCUAAAUACUUGGCAGACAAGACAGUACAAGCCAUCUGUUUCCAAUGCUUUCAUGGUGUGUGGUGUUCUGUAUGCCACAAGGCCAGUGAACACUAGGAAAGAGGAAAUCUUCUACAUGUAUGACACAACUACUGGCCAAGAAGGUAGAACUAGUAUCAUUAUGGAAAAAAAGUUAGAUACAAUCCAGAGUAUCAGUUAUAACCCUGCUGAUCAGAAAUUGUAUGUUUACAAUGAUGGCUACCUUCUGAGAUAUGACGCGAUCUUUCAGCCUUAGUAUCGCAAUGACAUAAGCAUGUGAUAAAACUGGCAGCAACUAAAACAAGAGAUCCAAUAGGCCUUUAGACAACGUUAUUGCCAGUUUAGGGUUCAUCUGGUCUGAUGUGUUGUACCUGUGCAUGUUAUAUGUAUUACUUGUACUCUUUACAGGAAUUGCCCCCUCUGGUCAGCAGUAUUGCUGGCAGCAGGGUUUGGCAGUACCGAGUUUUCUAGGUUUUGAUUGGUGUUUAUUAGUGUUCACUGCUUUACAAUUGUCCUGCCUUUAAGGGUAAAUUUACUGCAUAGAUUUAGUGCAUUUUGUUCUCAGAAAUUGAUGGGCAAAGUCUACCUACUGACUGAGAAGCUAAUUACCCACUGAUAUACAUUUGUCAGUGUAACACAGGCAAGUCACACAGAAACUGGGAAUGAAUUUCCACUGAUCUUCAUCUGAGUGAACUGAGGCCUCAGGGAAAUCAAGUGAAGGAUUAAAAUGGUAUAGGAAGUAGAUAUGGUGAGAGGACAACAAGCCAUUUGUUAGGUAGAACCAGCAGUCUCUGGUUCAAGGCUUCAGGAGGGAGGAUACAAAUGCACUUGGUUGUUUGAAGUCCUACCACAGGGAGGGAGGAGAAGGCAUCUAAGCAGGGACAGAGCUUUCUGCUCUCACCAUUACUGAUGUGGUGGGACAGCCACCCCUGAGUCCCUCACCAGUAGCUGCCCCACUUCAGCUCAGCUGUCUCCCAGGCUGCCAUAGCACCAGCCUGGCUUCCCAGAGAGGCUGUGGGUGCAAAACUGGCAGCAAGGCUCUCACCAACUUUCUGUCUCUCCCCAUCUGCUGCCCUUAGCAACUCCCUGUGCCUAGACCUGUUCUUACUGUAAAAUAGCCAUGUUUUGUGGUCACCAUGGUGCCAUUUUCCUGGCAGUACAGUGCAAGAAAUGCAGUUUUCUUUAUGCUUCUGUAAGCUGAUGCAAAUACUCCCAUUGACUUUAUUGGCCACAAGUGACCAAUAGGUGUAUAUUAUGCAUUGUCGUAAAAUGACAGCCACGUUAUUUAGUGUGCCUUUAUUCAGCAUUUUUACCAUUCUGUAAUUAGCUGCCUGAGAGCCUUGUUAGUGUAGGGUCCAAUUUGUUCCCUGGGUAAUUCUGUCUUAUAGCAAGGUGAGAGGUCUUGUGGAAAACAGAAAUCUGGUCAAACUACUUGUAUACCCUGUUGCCCAAAAAUAAGACCUAGCCCGAAACUAAGCUCUAGUGUGAUAGUUCACGAUUUUUGAGGAUGCUUGAAAUAUAAACUCUAUUCCAAAAAUAAGCACUAGUUACAGUUCAUUAAGAAACUAAAUUUAAAUAGUGUCCAGGCAGCUAUACAUGUAAAAUGUAAGCAUCUUUUGGAGCAAAAAUUGUACAAGACACUGUCUUAUUUUCAGGAAAACAAAGUGUAUGUUUUUUGUUUUUUUUUUUUUUUUUUAAUAUGGGUCUUAUGUAAUAGUUUCUGAGUGUUUGCACUGUAAUAAUGUCUUACCUGCAUCAUGUCAGAAAGCAGACUGGAAUACUGAAAUUCAGAGCUCUACAAUGACAAACAAAGCAGUUCAUGUUGUUAAUUUCCUUCUAUUACCUAUGCAAUCACGUCUGUGUCCUGUGAUAAUCAAAAUCAAUACAUAUGCAAAUGACUCCUUUUGUUUUAAUAAAAAUAAAUAUUUCAAAGAA